AUGGGUGCAAUGGAGCACCCAGAGAUUGCGGGUGGGUUUGCCGAUUUCGAUGCUGGCCACCGGGAUAUUGUCACAGUCACCAAAUUCAACUUCUACGGCAAUCGGAUCGUCACAGCCUCCGCUGAUCACCGCAUGAAAGUUUGGGAUAUGAAGGAUGGCCAGUGGCAAUUGUUGGACACCUGGAAGGCCCAUGACGCGGAGAUUCGUGAUGCAACAUGGAAUGGUCCAUUUACAGGCCAGCAUAUUGCAAGUGUUGGAGAAGACAUGAAACUCAAAGUAUGGCAGGAAGAUGUAACACAGUCGCCCAAUUCUGGCCGGCGGUUUAGGUGUAUUUUCCGCAUGACAGCGCCCCACCGCCAUCCAUUUGUAUCGUUGGACUUUCGCAAUAUUGACCUGGAGUCAUGGAUGGCGGUGAUUACCCGCGAUGGCUACUUGAUGGUCAUGGAGCCUGUCAGCCCGGAUAGCUUGGCGGAAUGGCAACCGGUCGAUCAGUUUCGUGUUUGCGCAGCACCCGAACGUGGAGAAGAAACAAGUUUCAAGGUCCAGUUUCACCAUGACCCCACCGAUAUCACACACUCUAUCCAGCCGGACUCGGAUCGAAAGAGCUUAUCAUUAGUGGUUGCUGCAAUGGACUCGGUCAAGGUCUACCGCACCGAUGCCAAUCGACGAUUCUAUCAUGCCAUUGAAUUGAACGGACAUGCUAGCCUGGUUAGAGAUAUCUCCUGGGCCAACGGCUCUGUACGGGGAUACGAUCUCAUUGCUAGUGGUGGCAAGGAUGGUUUGGUGCGUAUUUUCGAAGUCUACACGACACCUAUCAAUCCUCAAACCCCCGGUUCACGGAAGGCCGAACGGCGGCAGCAACAAUCGCCAUCCGUGCGUGCCACAUCGCAGUCCGGAAUUGGGAGCGCCCUGGCAAAUCAGGACUCCGAAUCAAUGUCCAAUCGCCAAGCCAGUGGCGAUUCUCUGUUUAAGCAUUCCUUCAAGCAAGUCGCGUGCGUAGAUAGUCGACAUCUUGAUGUGUGGCAGGUUGAGUUCUCUUUCGCUGGUGAUUCGUUGAUCUCUUCUGGGGACGAUGGUGUGGUUCGAUUCUGGAAGAAAUCAUUAGCUGGAGAGUGGCUUGAAUUUGCUGAAACCGACCUGGCUGCCCAGUGA
Messenger RNA from Penicillium pulvis, 1152 nucleotides. RefSeq names its product putative nuclear pore protein (SEH1). Gene Ontology annotation, cellular component: nuclear pore outer ring; Seh1-associated complex. Lineage: Eukaryota; Fungi; Ascomycota; Eurotiomycetes; Eurotiales; Aspergillaceae. Bases 1 to 1152 code for a protein of 383 amino acids. Gene Ontology annotation, biological process: cellular response to amino acid starvation; positive regulation of TORC1 signaling. Gene Ontology annotation, molecular function: structural molecule activity; protein binding. The record is from RefSeq and is a predicted model, not a curated record. The transcript is spliced from 3 exons.